Molecule: messenger RNA, 1997 nt
Organism: Malaclemys terrapin pileata
Lineage: Eukaryota; Metazoa; Chordata; Testudines; Emydidae
Product: zinc finger protein 345-like
Exons: 5
Coding region: 173-1900 (575 amino acids)
Biological process (GO): regulation of DNA-templated transcription
Molecular function (GO): RNA polymerase II cis-regulatory region sequence-specific DNA binding; DNA-binding transcription factor activity, RNA polymerase II-specific
Source: RefSeq, a predicted model, not a curated record
AACCGUCCUAACGGAACCGCCUCGCGCCGGACCCGCGGGUGCGUCACUUCCGGCCUCUGCUGCCCGCCUCGGAUCCCCCCCUUUUCUUCCCGGGCCGGGGGGAGCCGGAGCCGGAAUGACGCCCACGUUUCGCUCCAGCUGAUCCCAGCCUCCCUUGGGACAGGGAAGGGAAAUGGCUGCAGAGGAGCUAGUCCAGGGGCCGGUGACCUUCGAGGAGGUGGCUGUGUAUUUCACCAGAGAAGAGGGGUCUCUGCUGGACCCCCCUCCAAGAGCCCUCUACAGAGCCGUCAUGCAGGAGAACUAUGAGAAUGUGACCUCGCUGGGGUUUCCAGUUUCCAAACCUGAUGUCAUCUCCCAGCUGGAACAAGGGGAAGAGACGUGGGUCCCAGACCUCCAGGAUUCAGAGGAAAAAGAGAUCCUGAGAGCUCCCUGCACAGCAGGUGAUGUGAUGGUGAGUGAGAAUGAGGAGCAGAAGUCCCUGCAGGAAGAUCCUGAGCAAUUGGAAUCACACAGAGCAUUAUCGCAAAGAUCCAAAGAGAAAGUGCCCACGAUUCAUGAGCAGGGAAAAGUCUUUGAGAUUCAGCGCAGUCCAGAGAGUGAGCAAGGAAACCAACCAGGGGAGAAAAUGGGAAAAGUAAUUUACUCUUGGGGAACUCACAAGGACCACAAAGAAACCACAGCCCAGCAGGAAAUCCUCAGAGGAAAGAGAAAAUAUACAUGCAGUGAGUGUGGGGCAAACUUCAGUGACUGCUCCGCCCUUAUUGCACAUCAGAGAAUCCACACAGGAGAGAAACUCUAUGAAUGCUGUGAGUGCGGGAAAACCUUCAAUCGCAUCUCACACCUCACUCGACAUGAGAUAAUCCACACAGGAGAGAAACCCUAUGAAUGCCAUGAGUGUGGGAAAACCUUCACUCUCAGCUCAUAUCUUAGUACACAUGAGCGAAUGCACAGGGGGGAGACGCCCUUUCAGUGCUCUCAGUGUGGGAAAAGCUUCACUAGGAGCUCAUCCCUUAUUAGACAUGAGAGAAUGCACACGGGAGAGAGACCCUAUAAAUGCUGUGAGUGUGGGAAAACCUUCACUUCCAGCUCAAACCUUAUUCAACAUCAGACAAUCCACACAGGGGAGAGGCCCUAUGAAUGUGGUGAGUGCGGAAAAGCCUUCAAUUGCAGCUCCGAGCUCACUAGACAUGAGAAAAUCCACACAGGAGAGAGGCCUCAUGAAUGCAGAGAGUGUGGGAAAAGCUUCACUCUCAGGUCAGAUCUUACUACCCAUGAGAGAAUCCACACAGGGGAGAGGCCUUUUCAAUGCUCUCAAUGCGGGAAAACCUUCACUAGGAGCUCAGACCUUACUAGACAUGAGAGAAUCCACACGGGAGAGAGACCCUAUGAAUGCUGUGAGUGUGGGAAAAGCUUCAUUUCCAGCUCAAAACUUAUUCAACAUGAGAGAAUCCACACAGGGGAAAGUCCCUAUAAAUGCGGUGAGUGUGGGAAAGCCUUCAGUUGCAGUUCAAAGCUCACUAGACAUGAGAGAAUGCACAGGGGGGAGAGACCUUAUGAAUGCUGUGAGUGCGGGAAAACCUUCACGCACAGCUCAGAUCUUACUACCCAUGAAAGAAUCCACACAGGGGAGAGGCCCUUUGAAUGCUCUCAGUGUGGGAAAACCUUCACUAGGAGCUCAGACGUCACUAGACAUGAGAGAAUUCACACAGGAGAGAGACCCUAUGAAUGCUGUGAGUGUGGGAAAAGCUUCAUUUCCACCUCAAACCUUAUUAAACAUCAGCGAAUCCACACUGGGGAGCGCCCCUUUAAAUGCAGUGAGUGCGGGAAAGCCUUCAAUUGCGGCUCACAGCUCACUAGACAUGAGAGAAUCCACACGGGAGAGAGACCCUUUGAAUGCUGAGAGUGUGGGAAAACCUUCACUCACAGCUCAGAUCUUACUAGAUGUUGGAGAAUCCACACGACAGAGAUCCUAUGAAUGUGAAUUCAGGAAAACCUUC